Molecule: messenger RNA, 969 nt
Organism: Prorocentrum cordatum
Lineage: Eukaryota; Dinophyceae; Prorocentrales; Prorocentraceae
Source: the annotation of a GenBank genome assembly
AUGGUUUUCAAGAGCGACAGCCCGACCAUCCUGCGAAUCCAGGAGCAGACGGCAAUUUGCGGCAAAGCCACCAACGAGAAAGGCAAGCACCGCGACCUCGGACCUCCGCAGAUCUACGCGAUGGGCGGACUACUGGCAGCGGCGAAGGAACUCCCACUCGAGGACCAGCUCAAGACGAACGUCACAAAAAUAUUCACGGAUUACGGCAACUACGACAACGAGCAGCAGUCCAAGCUAGUGCUCUCCUGCACGGUCGGCCGCAUGUACGAGAAGCAGAAGAAAUGGGGCUCACGAGAGGCCGGGCACGCUCGGGGGUACAGCCAGGAAGAGAGGCAUGCGCAGCGGGUGGCGGCGGCGGCGGCGCGGGCAGAGCCUGAAGAAGACUCGGGGGCGCUGGAGGGCUUCGACGCCGCCUGGGGCACUCUGCUGCGCUCGUUGACCUGGAAGUGCGUGCCCCCGCUCGACGCGCAAGGAGUGCCGCGCGCGGCCGCCCCCUGCCAGCCGCCGCCCCGCGCCUUCCACGCGGCCGUGUCGCUGGCGCCCGCGGGGGUGCCGAUGCUGCUGGUCUACGGAGGCUGGCACCCGCGCAUGGGCAACUUCGGCGACAUCUGGGCCGCGAAGUUGGACCCGUGGAUUGGGGACCCGGACCGCGCGCAGGAGGCCGCGUCCGCGCGGGGCGCUUGCGGCGUGGCCGAUCGAGCCGCGGAGGCCGACCGCCGCUUCCGGGGCGAACUCUGCCCUCCGGGCUCCGGGGGGCCCCAGGAGGGCAGCGACGACGAGAGUGACUUCGACGAGCACUUCGGGAGAAUGGUCAACGUGAACGGCCGGAUCAUACCCAUGCAGUUGUUCGUUCAGAUUAUGCAGUCAUCGCCUCAGCGGGAGGGCACGCGCCGCAUCCAGGAACUCCUCUCCGCGCAGGAGGAGGGCAGCGACGAGGAGGACGACGAGAACGAGGACAGCGACGAGUGA